Molecule: messenger RNA, 2308 nt
Organism: Carya illinoinensis
Lineage: Eukaryota; Viridiplantae; Streptophyta; Magnoliopsida; Fagales; Juglandaceae
Product: pentatricopeptide repeat-containing protein At1g80550, mitochondrial
Exons: 3
Coding region: 102-1454 (450 amino acids)
Molecular function (GO): protein binding
Source: RefSeq, a predicted model, not a curated record
GGGUUGAGAGGUUGUAUAGAUUUUUUCUUGAUCAAAACCCAGACCACGCUGUUCUGCAAAAGCUCCUGGCUUUCGGAAGUGAGCGAAACUCACGGUCAAGAAUGCUUCCUUCAAUCUUCUCUAGAAGCUUUAAGCUCUUCCCUCUUCUCUCCCGCACUCAAUCCCUCGUUUUUCCCUUUCCUCAAUGUUUCUCCACCGAACCCAUUUCUUCUUCCCACCCCAACCUCCCAGAACCCUACUCAGACCCCACCACUGUCUGUGAGACCCUCUCGUCCUACUGCAACGAUUGGAAGCGUGCUUUCGAGUUUUUCAACUGGGUCGAAACCCAUUUCCGUUUCCAACACAACACUGCUACUUACAACCGUAUGCUUGACAUUCUUGGUAAGUUCUUCGAAUUCGAGCUCUCUUGGGAUUUAAUUCGACGAAUGAAAACAAGCCCAUUAUCGAGGCCAAACCAUACCACGUUUCGCAUACUGUUUAAGCGCUAUAUAUGUGCACAUUUGGUUAAAGAAGCCAUCGACAUGUAUGAUUCAUUAGAAGACUUUGAUUUGAGGGAUGAGAUGUCAUUUUCUAAUCUUAUUGAUGCUUUAUGCGAGUACAAGCAUGUAAUUGAGGCCCAAGAACUGUGUUUUGGGAAGGACAAGAAGUUCAAUAUCAAUGUAAACAGUACGAAGAUUCACAAUAUGAUUCUUCGCGGGUGGUUGAAGAUGGGGUGGUGGGGUAAGUGCAGAGAGUUUUGGGAAGAGAUGGAUAAAAAAGGCGUUUCUAAAGAUUUGCAUUCAUAUACCAUAUAUAUGGAUAUAAUGUGCAAGAGCGGAAAACCAUGGAAGGCUGUGAAGCUGUACAAGGAGAUGAAGACUAAGGGGCUAAGGUUGGAUGUGGUGGCGUAUAAUACGAUAAUUCAUGCUAUUGGUCUUUUGGAGGGUGUGGAUUUUUCGGUUCGUGUGUUUAGGGAAAUGAGGGACUUGGGUUGUCAGCCUAAUGCUGUGACUUAUAAUACAAUUAUAAAGCUCCUCUGUGAAAAUGGGAGGUAUAAGGAGGCUUCUGGGUGGCUCAAUCAAAUGCAUGAGAAAGGUUGCUUUCCGAAUGUCAUUACAUACAAUUGCAUUUUCAGGUCUCUAGAAAAGCCUAGAGAGAUUCUUCUAGUGUUUGAUAAGAUGAUUGAAAGUGGGAUUCGUCCGGGUAUGGACACUUACGUGAUGCUUCUGAGAAAAUUUGGGAGAUGGGGGUUUCUUCGACCGGUUUUUAUUGUGUGGAAGAAGAUGGAGGAACUUGGUUGUAGUCCAGAUGGGUCUGCUUACAAUGCUCUGAUUGAUGCUUUGGUGGAGAAAGGAAUGGUAGAUAUGGCCCGGAAGUAUGAUGAAGAGAUGUUAGCCAAAGGGUUUUCAGCUAAACCAAGGGCUGAGCUUAGGAGAAAGCUUGUGGGUGGAGAAUCUCUUGACAGCAGCUUUUAAGAAGCAGAUUUUUCAAGAACGGUGUUGAUAUAUAAUUGGCAGAAAAUGAAUCUGACAAUGAACCUCUGGGGUAGACUGCAGUGCAGCACUGGGAGUGUUGGAAGGCAGUUCGCCGGUCCUGAGGAACAUUCAUCAUCUGUGACCAAAAUCAAUAGAAUAUAAUUGCACAAGUAGCCUCUUAGGAUGGCUAGGGCAGGCAUGUUUAAGUAAUCAAAUAUGCUUCCUGAAUUUUCUGCUAUUUUGGAGGCAGCUAAAACAUGGUCCUCGCUAAAGUUGGAGCCAUAAAGCAGAGAAGACAUUUGAUUCUGAGGUCAGUGACAUCUUUACAUUUUUAAACUUGUAUCCAUCUGCUAUUUUAGUGCGCAACCUUUUGGCACUAGAAGAAGCUAUUUGGCAACCACCAUGAAUGCAGUUUUCCAAACAAUUGUCUCUCGCUUCCGACAGCACCAAAAAGGUCGCACGCAACCCAGAAUAAGUUGAUCACUUGCCAAGGAAGCGAGCAAAAUGUGCAAUUGUCAAAUGUGGUGGAGAUUAUGGCGGCAAUAGGCGGCCCAAUUUUUGUUAUCGAUUAUGGCUGCAGGAACAUUAUCAUUGAAGUUCGAAGGCGAUGAGUGCGUGGAAAGCUUCAAUGAACAAGGUUCGGAUAUUGAAAGUCAAGCUCCUUUGCGAAGAGAGAUACUUCAAAGACUGGCAAAAAUCAUAUGACUUUCAGAGAUAAUAAAUUAGACAUUGAAGCUUGAGACACACACACGCACAAAAUGUGACAAAUAAAGGGCCUCGGGAGUCGGGAUUCAGUGAUCACCCCUGGGGAAGGCUGCAUGACUCAACUUAUAAAAAAAAAAAAAAAAGUUUUA